ACUUCACUCCACUUCAGUGCGUGCUGCUCUUCCAAUGAAAAAAAGCCACCAAACUUUCUCCGCAAGAUCAUUAGGUACUUAAAAGAAGCUGGAUAACGGAUAGCUUCACGUUUUGGGACAACAUUAGCAGGUUGAUUUUUAAUGUAACGCGAUUUUGGAGAUCUAAAAGACUGGUUCGUUACGCGAAGUCCAAGUCUGGGAUUUCAUCUCGAAGUUCCCAAGAUGAACUUCGGUCCGGUGGUCGGGAAACUUGUUGUGCUGAUGGUACUGCUGUUUGGAGGUUAUGCAGCAGAGAUGGCACCAGUGGCUCAGUGGUCCAGUGAAGACUUCACAAACUUAACCCUGAAGAGGCCUCGUGCAUGUGUAGAGAAUGAGCAGUAUCUUCACCUGGGACUGUGCUGCCUCAACUGCCAUGCUGGAACGUUUGUGCAGAAGGCCUGUGAACGGGACCAGGAACAGGGCACAUGCCUCCCUUGUGAACAUGGACAGACCUACACGGAGCACUCCAAUGGGAUGAACCGCUGUUUGCCUUGUACUCACUGCCGCUUAGAUGAGAUUGAAACUGCCUCUUGCACCACCACAACUGACACCAGAUGUCAGUGUAAACCAGGCACAUUCUGUGUCCCGGACCAGGCCUGUGAGGUCUGCAAACGCUGUGCAAAAUGCAAACCAGGAGAAGAAGAAGUGAAACAAUGCACUCCCUUCUCCAACACAGUUUGCCGAAAACGGGACCCAUUUCCCACUCCGAAAUCCCCAUCUGCCCCUAUUCCUACUACCACCUCUCCAUCAUCUAUUGUUAUUCCCAUUUUUAUCAUCCUUGUGAUCAUUGUCAUAGCUAUAAUUGGAGUUGCUCUUUGGUGGUUUCUAAUGAGACAGCAGUCAUGUGAAAAACCAUGUUCUGGGAGUCACUGUGAAUCCAGUGAGAUUGUGAAGAUUCCAAUUGAUGAGAGUGGGGACACUACAGAGGAGAGACAAAACAACCAGAAUGCAGGUUUGGAGGGAGAGGAACCCCGUCCUGAGUCUCGGCCGCUGCUGCAGGAGACCCAGUCUGGGCUGAGCAAAGCCUCUCCGCCCCUGGAGGAUGAGGAUCGUGGACUUGGGGACAGUUUACCCAACACUACUAGCUCUUCUCAAACCAGCCUGCCAGGCCUGCCCACAGGUGCCUCGUCUGGGAGCUCACCACAUCCAAGCCCCUCUCCUCCCAGGCUCACAGCUGCUGCCAUUGACAAUCCUCUGGAGCAACGACUUGUGCCUCUACAAGGGUCGGAAAAAUCCCUCAAGAAGAGCUUUGAUUUGUUUGACGAAUACUUGGACGUGCGGAUUCACAACAAGUUUUUUAGGAUGAUUGGUGUCAGUGACAACCACAUUCGCAUUGCUGAGAAUGGGCCCCCUGGUGACAAAGUCUAUGAACUGCUCAAGAACUGGAUGCAGAGGCAGGGACUCAAGGCAGACAUCAAUGACUUGCUGGACGCUUUGCUCAGCAUGGACCAGCGGCGAUCAGCUGAAAACAUUGCAUCAGCCGCACUCAGGAGGGGCUACUACAAGCAUGCAGACACACCAUGAAAAAGACUCAAGCAUACUGAAUACUAGCAAAUCUAAAAGCACACAGACACUGUCAGAAUGUGAUAUUGUGUCUGAAAAACAGGCUUACCUCUCUAUGGCUAAACAGCCAUAUAUUUCAAAGCCAGUAGUUUCAAAAAGAAAAAAGGGGAAGCCAUAUGGAUGAGUGCUCAGUGUGCGUGGACCAUAAGACAAUGAAAUAUAAGUAUUGUGGUCCAUAUUGCUUUUAAAGAGACUGAUAUGCUUUUUGAAAGUUAUUGAGUAUGAAGCUAGCCACAUCUACAAGCUAAAACUUUGGUUGUACUGUACUAGCAACAGUAGCCGAAAAAUACUGAAAGUUGAGACGUCUCUGGGCGUGUGUCACGUAUCUGGUUCUCUUUCCAGAACAUUAUACAUGACCUAAGGACAAGGAUAUACACUGGUUUGUAGGAGUGGCACGAUUUUGUCACGAAUACAGUGCCUUCUCAAUGCACUGACCUCUGGCACAUGUAGGAUGUCAACUACAUUCAAGCCACAAUGUUUGUAUAUUUAGGUGUUUCUGUUUAAUGAAAAUGGUGGCAAAUCGAGACCAAGUGUCAAAGUAAUGGUAACAUUACAUUUAAAAGAGAUUUUUGGAAAUUUUUAUUCAUUUCAGAAAAAAAUCACAUCCAAAUUAUGUUAAGAUAAGAAGCCCUAUGAGAAGGAUUUUUUUUUUUUUUACAAGCUGUGUCUCUCUCCUGAUAACUUCUGUUAUAAUGAUGUGUGGUCUAGAGUUCAAAGGUCAAUUUAUUUAUUCAUAUAUUUAUUGCAGUGAAUAAUAAUGAACAUUAUUUAUAAGAUUGCCAACCUAUACACCCUGAACAACACAAAUAAGGUGACCUAUUAUGCUUUUUAGAUCAAGGCUAAAUUGACUGAGAUCAGAUGUGUGGUUAAAAUGUGCCAUUUAUUAUCGUUGUGUUUGUUACAUGCUAAAUUUUCUUUAAGAUGGUAAUAAUCAGAAAUAUCAGAAAGUUACACAGCCUAGCAAUGCACAAUAUGUCAUUUCAAAAAUCGCAAUGUCUGUAGCAAGCCGACUGACCAAGUAUGAUGCAGGUACUGACCAUUUUGUCUUGGUUAGAAUAGACUAAGAUGAAGGAAAACUUUUCUGGAUAAACAAAGCUAAAACAUAUUGCCCCAACAUUUGUGUACAUCUUUGCAAAGUGUAUUUGUAUAUAUGAAACAAGGCUAUUAACAAACCAGAAUUUAUUUAGUGACUGAUGAAGUUAUUAAGAACAACAGAUACACCAGCCAGAGUGUCUGCCAAUUCUUUUGUUUUUGUAUCUUGUGUUGAGCCCAUUGUUCUGCAGUAAUGUACAGAGUUUAAAAGAGUUUAAAAUAUAUAUUGGAAUGAUGCAACAGUGCUGGCACUGCCAUCUAUUGACAGACUAUGAAAAUGCAGCCUGCAUCAUAUUUUAGAGAUGUUCAAACUUCAGUCUCACUGACCAUUUCUCUGUAACUCAUCGAUUGCACUAUACUAUGAAAUGCUCUUGAUCUGUCCUGAUGUAGUAGAAGCAAUUCAGUGAGUCAGCUUUAUAGCACAUUUUUCUUUUACUCUGUGGCACUUGACGUUUGAUUGUUUUUGUAAGAUUUCUGUGUUGUAGCCAAUUCAAUUGUGUGUCCUGAGCUAUUCAAGUCAAUUUUACAUCCACUACACAUUUCUCUCAGUUAAAGCUGGCUUCAUUGGGUUCAGAUAUAAAUUAUGCCAUCCAAUCUGUUUAUGUCCAUUUCUAAUAAAUAUUUUGUACAAAUGA
Messenger RNA from Boleophthalmus pectinirostris (great blue-spotted mudskipper), 3329 nucleotides. RefSeq names its product tumor necrosis factor receptor superfamily, member a (gene tnfrsfa). Lineage: Eukaryota; Metazoa; Chordata; Actinopteri; Gobiiformes; Gobiidae. Bases 223 to 1563 code for a protein of 446 amino acids. Gene Ontology annotation, cellular component: cell surface; plasma membrane. Gene Ontology annotation, molecular function: protein binding. Gene Ontology annotation, biological process: TRAIL-activated apoptotic signaling pathway; positive regulation of apoptotic process. The transcript has 10 exons. The record is from RefSeq and is a predicted model, not a curated record.